AUGUCACAAUCCUUCCAGACAUGGAGUGUCACGGAGCCAUACCUGGACCUCCAUUGCGCGCUUGGCGAGGGCCCUUUUUAUGAAGAGAGCAACAAUCGACUACGCUUUGUUGACAUCAUCAAGAACCAGCUGCACACAAUCGACUUGACACUUGGACCCGAGAGUCUAAAGACGAUACAGUUGGAUAUGCCAGUGGGCGUGACAGCCGAUAUUGAAGGCGUCGAUCCCACAAAGAAGAUUCUGAUCGGCGGGAAGAGUGGGGUGUAUAUACUCGAUAGAGAAACUGAGAAGUACGAGUUGCUGAAGAGAUUCUACGAUACCGAGGAGAAGGAUGAAAGGCUGAGGAGCAAUGACGGCGCGAUUGAUCCCCAGGGCCGGUUCUGGAUUGGCACUAUGAACGACUUUUGGGUUGGAGAACCCCAAGCGGAGGGUUCAAUUUUCCGUUUUGGCUCGGACCUGAGUCGGACAAGACUUCGCUCCUCCCUGACGAUUCCUAACGGCAUCGGCUGGUCGCGUGAUGGCAAGACAUUAUAUUUCACCCACACGACCGAGAAACGCAUCAUUGCAUUUGACUUUGAUGGCGCCACGGGAGACCUAAGCAACGAGCGAGUGUUCUACCAGCAUGAUGGCGACGGAGACCCAGACGGAUUCGCGAUAGAUGUCAAUGGAUACAUCUGGCAAGCAGUCUAUGGCGGGAGCCGGGUUCUGAAGAUUUCCCCAGAAGGAAAGCUCGUGGGAGAGAUCACCUAUCCCACAAAAUGCAUUACAUGCCCUGUGUUCGUUGGGACGGAACUCUGGGUCACCACGGCUGACGACCACGAUGAGACCAAGCCAUACGCCGGCGCAGUCUUCAAGGUUGAUGUUGGUGUCAGAGGCCUUGGAGAGUUCAAAUUUAAGCUGGACAAGGAAAUCUAG
Messenger RNA from Drepanopeziza brunnea f. sp. 'multigermtubi' MB_m1, 915 nucleotides. RefSeq lists its product as uncharacterized. Gene Ontology annotation, biological process: L-ascorbic acid biosynthetic process. NCBI's taxonomy places the organism in Eukaryota, Fungi, Ascomycota, Leotiomycetes, Helotiales, Drepanopezizaceae. The record is from RefSeq and is a predicted model, not a curated record. Gene Ontology annotation, molecular function: calcium ion binding; gluconolactonase activity.